Messenger RNA from Lachancea meyersii CBS 8951, 2040 nucleotides. The record is from the annotation of a GenBank genome assembly. Lineage: Eukaryota; Fungi; Ascomycota; Saccharomycetes; Saccharomycetales; Saccharomycetaceae.
AUGCAAAAGAUCAGCGAGCUUUUUAGGUACAAUGUAACACAGUUUUUGAUGGAUGCAGUGCCGCGUUUCUCAAAAUCGAGUGAUAAAGCAGUACGCCGUGCUCUGACCCAAAAAGCGGGCGUUGUCGCAAUAUGUAUAUCUGCAUUAGCAGUUUGCAUUCUGCUUCCACUUUGGAACUACUUAGCCUUAAAACGUUGGGCUUUCAAGUUAAGACACUACCUCAGACACGACGUGCUGCGUAAAUUACACUGGUUUCGUGGCUCCCGAGUUUUCCAUAGUCAGUCUUUCAGAAUAUGUCUCUUCUGGUUUCUCCUGUCCUCGAUAUGUUCCCUGGCUGGGGCUAGAGGUGACCUCAUCCAAAUUACGAAAAGACUGGGCAGAGUAGCAGUUGCUUUGAUGCCGCCUCUGCUAUUCCUCACUUUACGACCCUCUCCCUUGCCCCAUACCUUAUAUUUAUCACUGCUUCCGAUUCACAAAUGGAUUUCGAGAAUCGUGGUCCUCUUAUCCACUCUGCAUACCCUGCUUUAUUCCUGGUAUUUCGUCAGGCAUAAGACAUUUUUUGCCAAGAUCAGCAAGCCUGCCAAUCUCUGGGGCGCUAUAGCACUUUUACUAUUUGCAUUUAUUGCCGUCUCCUCUUUGUCACAAAUUCGCAGGUUCAAUUUCCAGCUGUUCUAUUACACGCAUUACUUGGCCACAUGGAUGACCGUUUUCCUAAUUCAUUUCCACGCAAGGCCGCCUGUUCCUUAUUACACUGCAAUGAGUUGUUCCCUACUGGUUGGCCAAAUUGCUUACAGGGUUUUUCGCACUACUAAAGUGCUGGUUUGCGUGAAUCAAAUUUCUCCUAACUUGGUCCUGGUCGAUUUCCCCAUGUCUAAGCUUGCCAAAAGGCCUACCAUGCCCUCGGCGCAUAUUCGGAUGGCACCAUAUCAUAGGUUUUCGCCAUUAAGAAGAAUUCUACAACAAUGCGCUCCGCUUCAGCACCCUUAUACCAUUGCCAGUCUUCCAAAUGAUGAUAACGUGAAACUCAUAGUGCGCAGUGGAAAGUUCAAGCUUCGCAAUAAUUCUCAAUAUCUUCUUACCGGCCCUUUUGAGCCUAAGCUGGACUUUUUAUCCAAGAGCAAAAGGGUUCAGCUCACAGCUAACAACUUUCCGUUCCAAAAUCAAAGUCCUGCACUUUUAGCUUCGCCACUCCAUUACAAUAUCGAUGCUCGAAGGGCUCUGAUCAUCACUGGAGGAAGUGCUAUAUCAUUUGGAUUGCCAUUAUUAAGGAUUUUAAAUUUCAAUGGUGUAACAGUACGUCUGAAAUGGGUCACAAGGGACUACCGCGACCUGAGGUUGCUCAACCACUUUAAAAACAACUUUGAAGGCCUUGAAAUUUACAUUACGGGGGACGAAACUGAUGAGCAAGAUUUGCGUAUCGACUAUGUUGAUUUCAAUGACGAACCAUCCGAUACCUCUGACUCUUCGAGCCAAACAAAAAGUGGAUCCCAGCAAUCUGAUCAAGUAUCUUCCCCUUCAAAUAAUUAUGGUACUUUCAGAUCAACUGGUUCAUCGGACGCAAGCAUAAUGCAAAACCAGGGACGAAGCAAUCAAGAAGAUGAAAUUGAUUUUACUCAAAUGUUUAGCGCCCGGAGCACUAAAACCAAGAAUACGCAAUCGACGAGAUCGGCAUCGACCCAAUUUCACAAGGAAGAUGCCUUUCGUAAACCUUCCAUCGUUGUGCCGCCCCCCAGCCAGAGUGAUAGUAGUCAGGAUGCAAAUGAAGCUUCUUUAAAAAGUCUCAAAAUACCUGCCGGUGUUAAAGUGUAUUUUGGUCGCCCGAAUUUGACUAAUCACGAUUACCAGUGGUGUUUGGAAAGGGAGUGCAUAGGCCCCUCUGACACAAAUGACUGCUGUCAACCAAGUGAAUCAAAAGCACACGUUGACGAUUUGUGCCGCGUUAGGGUGAUCGCUGCGGGUCCUUCUCAAUUAGUCGAGAACACAAAAAGAUGGGCCAAUGAUGGAGGGCUACAUUUUCACGAGGAAAGCUUUACACUAUAA